AUGAAAAAGGCUUUCAAGAAUACAGAGUCACUGUCACCCACCGCUACACCAACACCCUCACCCUCACCUACACCUACACCUACACUUACGCAUACACCCAAACCUACACCUAUGCAUACACCCAAACCUACAUCUACACAUACACCCAAACCUACACCUACACAUACACCCAAACCUACACCUACACCCAAACCUACACCUACACUUACGCAUACACCCAAACCUACACCUAUGCAUACACCCAAACCUACACCUACACAUACACCCAAACCUACAUCUACACAUACACCCAAACCUACACCUACACAUACACCCAAACCUACACCUACACCCAAACCUACACCUACACCUACGCAUACACCCAAACCUACAGUAUACACCCAAACCUACACCUACACAUACACCCAAACCUACACCUAUGCAUACACCCAAACCUACACAUACACCCAAACCUACACCUAUGCAUACACCCAAACCUACACCUACACAUACACCCAAACCUACACCUGCGCAUUUGCCUACGUCCAACUCUACACCUACGCCAAAACCUACACCUAUUUAUACACCCAAACCUACACCUACAAAUACACCCAAACCUACACCUACACAUACACCCAAACCUACACCUACACCCAAACCUACACCUACACCUAUCCAUACACCCAAACCUACACCUACACAUGCAACCAAACCUACAUCUACACAUACACCCAAACCUACACCUACACAUACACCCAAACCUACACCUGCGCAUUCGCCUACGCCCAAGUCUACACCUACGCCAAAACCUACACCUACAGUCGCAGUAUCUGA
Molecule: messenger RNA, 813 nt
Organism: Perca flavescens (yellow perch)
Lineage: Eukaryota; Metazoa; Chordata; Actinopteri; Perciformes; Percidae
Product: extensin-like
Exons: 1
Coding region: 1-813 (270 amino acids)
Source: RefSeq, a predicted model, not a curated record